Messenger RNA from Apodemus sylvaticus (European woodmouse), 1336 nucleotides. It is a transcript of the gene Lcn8, whose product is annotated as lipocalin 8. The transcript is spliced from 6 exons. The record is from RefSeq and is a predicted model, not a curated record. Gene Ontology annotation, molecular function: small molecule binding. Lineage: Eukaryota; Metazoa; Chordata; Mammalia; Rodentia; Muridae. The coding region runs from base 64 to 645 and encodes 193 amino acids.
UGCACACUCUCCAAAUAUAAGCUCCCGCCUUCCACAAACAGAAGCCACAGGCCAGGCCCUGAAAUGGAAGCCAGGCUGCUGAGCACUGUCUGCGGACUCUUCCUGGCCUUCCUGCUACACGCAGAGCCUACCCAGGUGGAGCUUGUACCAGAGAAGAUCGCAGGAUUCUGGAAGGAAGUGGCUGUGGCUUCUAACCAAAACCUAGUGCUGAAGGCUCAAAGGAGGGUAGAGGGCUUGUUCCUCACCUUCAGUGGGAGGAACAUCACUGUGAAAGCCGUGUACAACAGCUCAGGAAGUUGUGUGACAGAAAGCUCAGUGGGCUCAGAAAGAGACACUGUAGGGGACUUUGCUUUUCCUGGCAACAGGGAGAUCCGCGUGCUGGACACAGACUAUGAGCACUACACCAUCCUGAAGUUGACGGUGCUCUGGCAGGGUAGAAACUUCCAUGUGCUCAAGUACUUCACUCGAAGCCUUGAGAACGAGGAUGAGCCAGGCUUCUGGAGGUUCCGGGAAAUGACAGCAGACCAAGGCCUUUACAUGCUGGCCCGACACGGGAGGUGUGCUGAGCUCUUGAAAGAGGUGAGUCCACUACUCUUGGUCUACACUGCAGCCCGACUCCCAAGAAGGCUCUGCUGGUACUACUAGAUCCUGAUCCUGGGGAGGAGGGUCCAUCCAUCCUUCCUCUGAUCAAGACAACUAACAGCCCCAACUGGCAGCUUCAAAUGUAUCUGUUUUGUAGGCUCUUUGGAAAGAGCAGCCUGCUCUGUGACCCAAGCUGCCAUGCUGGGCUCUUGGGUGUGGGAAAGAACUAGGUUGGUGAAGAGAGGUUCCUCGUUUGUAUUGUUGUGUGAAGCAAGGCUGUGCAGGGUUCUGGGCCAGCUCUGACCCGUCAUGUCUUGACAGUGGGAUGGGGUGUUCAGCUCUGCUAGAUAUCUGGGGGUUUCCUGUGUCUAGCACCAUGCUAACCUGUGACCUAUACAACCUCACUGUCACAGCCCAUGCCCCAGAGGUUGACACCAUAACCCAUUUUACAUAUAGAGAUGUCAAAGCUCAGAGAACCAGUGCUUUGCCAAGCCAGGCAGCUGGGGUGCCAGGCAGCUGGGUGCCAGGCACCUGGCUUGUGAUACUUGUCCAGUGCCUCAGGGUCCCUGGAGGCCAUGCAUGGCCCUGAGCUCUGCUGUUCUGCCUGCAGGGACUGGUCUGAGUAGCUCCUGCCCAGGCCAGUGGCUGCAGCCCCACCUACCUGGCCUCUCUUGUUCCUGCCCGAAGAAACUGCACCUGCUCCAAAUAAAUCCUGCUGUCAAACGCUGCCCAGCAUUUUUUUCUGGGGUGGGAG